This is a messenger RNA of Panicum virgatum (switchgrass), 1084 nucleotides long. RefSeq names its product LOB domain-containing protein 16-like. Gene Ontology annotation, cellular component: nucleus. The coding region runs from base 158 to 793 and encodes 211 amino acids. Gene Ontology annotation, biological process: hormone-mediated signaling pathway; positive regulation of DNA-templated transcription. The transcript has a single exon. The record is from RefSeq and is a predicted model, not a curated record. Lineage: Eukaryota; Viridiplantae; Streptophyta; Magnoliopsida; Poales; Poaceae.
UCCUCUUCUUCCUAUAAAUCCAUCUCCUCUCGAGUUGCACCGGUAGUAGUAGAAGUCCACCACCACCACCACACACACACAGUUUGCGCGUCGUCCUAGCUAGCGAGCUAGCUACUGCUGGUGACUAGUGAGUGAUCGAUCGAGACCGACGAUCGCCAUGGCCGGAGCUACUUCUGCUAGUGGAGGAGCUGCCGCCGCAGCCGCCGCCGCCCCGACGGGGGCCGGGUCGCCGUGCGGGGCCUGCAAGUUCCUGCGCCGCCGCUGCGUGCCCGAGUGCGUCUUCGCGCCCUACUUCAGCACCGACCAGGGCGCCGCGCGCUUCGCCGCCAUCCACAAGGUCUUCGGCGCCAGCAACGCCUCCAAGCUGCUUUCCCACCUCCCCGUCGCCGACCGCUGCGAGGCCGUCGUCACCAUCACCUACGAGGCGCAGGCCAGGCUCCGCGACCCCGUCUACGGAUGCGUCGCCCAGAUCUUCGCGCUCCAGCAGCAGGUCGCCAUCCUGCAAGCCCAGCUCAUGCAGGCCAAGGCGCAGCUCGCAUGCUCGCCGCCGGUCAGCAGCCACCACUGGCCGGCGGACCACGGCAGCAUCACCGCCCUGCUGCGCCAGGACACCGCGUGCAGCGCCAGGACUAAGCCCGGCGGGCCCCUCGACGACUGCUUCAUGCCGGAGCUCAUGGCCUCAGGCUUCAGGGACGACGUCGUCGCCGCGCAGCAUUGCGCCGCCAAGGCGGACGCCGGCGACCUCCAGUACCUGGCGCAGGCCAUGAUGAGGAGCCCCAACUACUCCCUGUAGAAGCGUAGAAUAUAUAAGGCCAUGCUUAUCAUUUUGGAGCCAUGCCAUCUCACACUUGGCUAGCAAGUGCGAGAGCUAGAAUUCGGGGGAAAACAAAGGAAAUUAACUUCUACUCCGUCCUCUCCUAGUGAACUCCUUUUCUUUUAAAUUAUCAGUGUUCUGAUCUUAGUGAGUACUGGUAGAAAUCAUAUACUGUAGUGGGAGAGCCUGCAUCAUGCUUUUGAUGAUUACUAGCAAUAAUAGUCUCUGUCUAAAUAAGAAACUUAAUUUAGUCAUCAGCAGAUGAGGCAG